Yamadazyma jaroonii is the source of this 972-nucleotide messenger RNA. The record is from the annotation of a GenBank genome assembly. Lineage: Eukaryota; Fungi; Ascomycota; Pichiomycetes; Serinales; Debaryomycetaceae.
AUGAAAGGUGACGAUAAUGAAGUUUCUUCUUUAAAGGAAGAGAUCUUCAAAUAUAUAGACGCCAAGUUUGAUGUGUUACAACAACAAUUGACAGAUUUGAAAGCUCAAAAAUCAUCUCAAGAGCAUCAAUCUCCCGUGAGUAGACCAGACACCAAACUGUCUGAAGUACCACUUUCUGUAACUACACCAUCCCAAAAACCUCCUUUACCUCCUAGAGAUAAAUCCCCAGCACCAGAAAAAGCUUCGAAACACACUUUCGGAGGUACAUCAUUCAAUUUCAAAGUCACUCCUACAAAUUCCAUUAUCGAACCAAAAACUCCCAAAGAUACUCCCCAAGUUAAUUCGAAAGAUACUCCUAAAGAUAAACCAGUAUUUGGAUCAACUACUUCAUUUGCUGAACGUCCUAAAACGAACAUUUUUGAUACGGGGUCCAGUUUUGGAUCUAACACCAAAUUUUCAGGAGCUUUCCAGAAUUCCUUGAAGAAAAGAUCAUUCUUGGACGUGGAACCUGAAGCUACCCAAGAAGAUAAAGAAGAAGAAAAAGAGCAGGAGAAGGAGAAUCCCGUACAAUACAAGCAAAUCGAUUUGACCUUAGUUGAAAAGCAAACAGGUGAAGAAAACGAACAAUCACAAUUUUCAUCCCUUUGUAAAUUAUUCGAAUUAGAGUUCGAAAAAAUCAGUGAAGGAUGGAAAGAAAGAGGCUUAGGAACCAUCCAUUUGAAUCAAUCCACAGAAAAGAAGCUUAGAUUAGUCAUGCGAUCCAAUGGGUUAUUGAGAGUGAUUUUAAAUGUCCCAAUUUUCAAAGAAACUGAAGUUUUCAAAGGCUUGGAAUCUUCUUUGAGUCCAGACAAAUAUCUUAGAUUCAAUACUAUCAAAGAUUCUAAACCUGUACAAUAUUUGUUAAAGUUCAGUAAUGCCAAUUUAAGAAAUGAUUUGUUCGAUAAGAUCGAAUCUUUGAAGAGUGAAUUAUAA